Molecule: messenger RNA, 945 nt
Organism: Ixodes scapularis (black-legged tick)
Lineage: Eukaryota; Metazoa; Arthropoda; Arachnida; Ixodida; Ixodidae
Product: F-box only protein 47-like
Exons: 6
Coding region: 1-945 (314 amino acids)
Source: RefSeq, a predicted model, not a curated record
AUGCAGUACGUGAGCCGUCCCAGGCUGGUGCGUAGCCGGCUCAUCCGUCCCGGGGAGCUGGAGGCGAGCGUGGUGCGGUGGCGGCGCUACGGCGCCUUCAUCAUGGCCGCCAUCGCGGGCUGGGACGACGCCGAGUGCCUCCUCGUCCACGAGCUGCUCCAGGGCAUCACCGGGGCGCACUCCUUCGCCUCCAAGGUGCUCUCUGCGAGGCCCGACCGGUUCCGGCGCGACGAGCUUGCCCUGCGUAGCUUUGUGCGGUCCCUGUUCCUGCGGGAGGCGUCCGAGGGCGAGGCCGUGGCCUGGCUCAGCCGGCUGCUCGCCCCCUGGCCCCUCGUGUUCAGGGCCAAGCUCCUGUACCUGGUGUACGGGCCCUGCUGCCAGCACGCCGUCUUCUGGGACGUUCCGUCGGUGCCGCAGUCGGCCGUCCAGUCCGAGCUGCUGGUCACCGCCCUCUCGGAUCUGGGUUCGGCCCUGCGCUCGCUGCACGAGCACGGCCUUGGCUGGACCCACGACGACACCGUCACAGUCCUCGAGGAACUCAUCGUGCUCCCCCGUGCCUGGUUGCCCCUGAACGCGGCCCGCCUGCUCUGUUCGUGCGGCCGGGACAUCGCGGUGCUGGUGCUCGCCUCCAAGCUGGUCAACGGCAGGGACUCGGACGUGGCCACCUUCCUCUUCAACAUGCUCCUGGUGGACUGCAGAAGCGCGACGAGCGUGCCCCUGGUGCUGAACGUGGUGCUCGACCUGCGCGGCCUGUUUCCGGGCCGGCGCCACCUCUCGCUCCUGCCGGAGAUCAGCGACAGCCUGCUCAGGAGCGCCGUCGACUUCCACAUCUUCGACGGCAUCAACGGCAACGAGGAGGUAUGCCACGCCCUCUUGUCCACGUUGGCGGUCCUUCUGAACGGGUUCUGCGAGCAAGCCGCCCCCGAAACGGCACCCGAAGAGUGA